CAUCAUAAUGUGUUUUUUUGUCAUCACCGGUUGGAAAGACAUGUCUGAAACCAGAGUGAAUUAAAUAAGUCACCACCAAUCCUUUGGGAUCAACGAUUCAGGAUUGCUUAUCGGUUUAUUUCUCACGUGUUCGCAGCCUGCCAACGCGGUGACGGUCCAGCCAUGGCACAGCAGGACGCGCCUGCCAAUAAGGCUGCUGCCCCGAACCUUGCUGCGCUGCACUCCAACUUCAUCAUCGGCUCUGUGUCGGAGGAGAACUCUGAGGAUGAGAUCCUGGGAAAGCCAGACCUGACGCUGGGCCUGGAGGAGAAGGAGCACUCCAUAUCCCCCACUUCUAGCCUCAGCUCAGAGAACAGCACCUACGAGAUGGGCUUCGACCACAUCGACGGCCCCCACAUGAGUAAUUUCAGUUGUUCACACAGACCGAGCAUGUCUGGGCUGCACCUGGUCAAGCAGGGCCGAGACCGGCGUCGCAUCGACCUGCAGAGAGAUUUCACCGUGGCCUCCCCUGCCGAGUUUGUUACCCGCUUUGGUGGGAAUAAGGUCAUCGAGAAGGUCCUCAUUGCCAACAACGGCAUCGCAGCGGUCAAAUGCAUGCGCUCCAUCCGCCGCUGGGCUUACGAGAUGUUUCGCAACGAGCGCGCCAUCCGCUUUGUCGUCAUGGUAACCCCUGAGGACCUGAAGGCCAACGCAGAGUACAUAAAGAUGGCCGACCACUAUGUGCCUGUGCCAGGAGGGACCAAUAACAACAACUAUGCCAAUGUGGAGCUCAUUCUGGACAUUGCCAAGCGUAUACCUGUGCAGGCUGUAUGGGCUGGGUGGGGUCACGCCUCAGAGAAUCCCAAACUGCCAGAGCUGCUCAUGAAGAAUGGCAUUGCCUUCAUGGGUCCUCCUAGCCAGGCCAUGUGGGCACUAGGGGACAAGAUCGCUUCAUCCAUCGUGGCUCAGACAGCUGGCAUCCCAACCCUGCCCUGGAGUGGAGCAGGGCUAACAGUAGAGUGGUCAGAGAGCGACCAGAAGAAGAGGAUCAUCAACGUUCCCCCAGAUCUGUAUGAGCUGGGCUGCAUCCAUGAUGUGGAGGCAGGACUGAAAGCUGCGGAGGUGGUGGGCUACCCCGUGAUGGUGAAGGCCUCCGAGGGAGGUGGAGGAAAGGGCAUCCGCAAAGUCAACUGUGCUGAUGACUUCCCCAACCUCUUCAGACAGGUCCAGACAGAGGUUCCGGGCUCACCCAUCUUCGUGAUGCAGCUGGCCAAACACGCUCGUCACCUGGAGGUCCAGCUCCUGGCCGACCAGUACGGCAAUGCCAUCUCCCUGUUCGGCAGGGACUGCUCUGUACAGCGGCGACACCAGAAGAUCAUAGAGGAGGCGCCCGCCACCAUCUCCACCUCAGACGUGUUUGAGGACAUGGAGAGGUGUGCGGUGAAGCUGGCUAAGAUGGUGGGCUAUGUCAGUGCUGGCACAGUGGAGUAUCUCUACAGCCAAGAUGGCAGCUUCUACUUCCUAGAACUCAACCCUCGUCUGCAGGUGGAGCACCCCUGUACUGAGAUGGUGGCCGACGUCAACCUGCCUGCUGCACAGCUGCAGAUUUCCAUGGGGAUUCCCCUUCACCGUAUCAAGGACAUCAGAUUGAUGUAUGGUGUCCAGCCCUGGGGAGACUCUAUGAUUGACUUUGAGGGUCUGUCCACGGCCCCCUCCCCACGGGGACAUGUCAUCGCUGCACGCAUCACCAGUGAGAACCCUGAUGAAGGUUUCAAGCCGAGCUCGGGCACAGUGCAGGAGCUGAACUUCCGCAGUAACAAGAAUGUGUGGGGAUACUUCAGUGUGGCCGCGGCCGGAGGCCUGCAUGAGUUUGCAGACUCCCAGUUUGGCCACUGCUUCUCCUGGGGAGAGAACCGAGAGGAGGCCAUCUCUAACAUGGUGGUGGCCCUGAAGGAGCUGUCGAUCAGAGGAGACUUCAGGACCACAGUGGAGUACCUCAUCAAGCUGCUGGAGACUGAGAGCUUCCAGCACAACACCAUCGACACAGGCUGGCUGGACAGGCUCAUCUCCGAGAAGAUGCAGGCGGAGCGUCCUGACACCAUGCUGGGCAUAGUGAGCGGGGCACUCCACGUGGCUGAUGUCAACCUGAGGAACAGUGUCUCCAACUUCCUGCACUCUCUAGAAAGAGGCCAGGUGCUGCCCGCGCACACUCUUCUCAACACAGUUGAGGUGGAAUUGAUCUAUGAGGGUACUAAGUAUUGUCUGAAGGUGACGCGUCAGUCCCCCAACUCUUACGUGGUCAUCAUGAACAGCACCUCUGCCGAGGUGGACGUCCAUCGCCUCAGCGACGGGGGCCUGUUGCUCUCCUACGACGGCAGCAGCUACACCACCUACAUGAAGGAGGAGGUGGACCGGUACCGCAUCACCAUUGGGAACAAGACGUGUGUGUUUGAGAAGGAGAACGACCCGUCGCUGCUUCGCUCGCUCUCAGCAGGGAAACUCAUCCAGUACACCGUGGAGGACGGGGGGCACGUGUUCUCUGGCCAGUGUUACGCUGAGAUAGAGGUGAUGAAGAUGGUGAUGACUCUGACGGCGCUGGAGUCUGGCUGUAUCCACUAUGUGAAGAGGCCCGGUGCUGUGCUGGAGCCUGGCUGUGUCAUCGCCAAGCUGCAGUUAGAUGAUCCUAGCAGAGUCCAACAGGCGGAGUUGUACCACGGGGCGCUACCCGUCAUCCAGGCGGUGGCAUUGAGAGGAGAGAAGCUCCACAGGGUCUUCCACAGCACCCUGGACCACCUUGUGCACGUCAUGAAUGGCUUCUGCCUGCCUGAACUCUUUUUCAGUGGGAAGCUAAAAGAAUGGGUGGAGACGCUGAUGAAGACUCUCCGGGACCCCUCUCUGCCUCUGUUGGAGCUGCAGGACAUUAUGACCAGUGUGUCAGGCCGGAUCCCCCUCGCUGUGGAGAAAUGCAUCAAGAAGGAGAUGGCCCAGUACGCCAGCAACAUUACCUCAGUGCUCUGCCAGUUCCCCAGCCAGCAGAUUGCCAACAUCCUGGACAGUCAUGCUGCCACUCUGAACAGGAAGUCAGAAAGAGAGGUGUUCUUCAUGAACACUCAGAGCAUCGUACAGCUGGUGCAGAGGUACCGCAGUGGCAUCCGUGGUCACAUGAAGGCCGUGGUGAUGGACUUGCUUAGGCAGUACCUCAAAGUAGAGGUCCAGUUCCAGAAUGGACACUACGACAAGUGUGUGUUCACACUGCGUGAGGAGAACAAGAGCGACAUGGCCAACGUGUUAAACUACAUCUUCUCACACGCCCAGGUCACCAAGAAGAACCUCCUGGUCACGAUGCUCAUUGACCAGCUGUGUGGUCGUGACCCCACCCUGACUGACGAGCUGAUGGCCAUUCUGACAGAGCUCACCCAGCUCAGCAAGACCACCAACGCCAAGGUGGCACUGCGUGCCCGCCAGGUGCUGAUCGCCUCCCACCUCCCCUCCUACGAGCUCCGCCACAACCAGGUGGAGUCCAUCUUCCUCUCUGCCAUCGACAUGUACGGGCACCAGUUCUGCAUCGAGAACCUGCAGAAACUGAUCCUGUCCGAGACGUCCAUCUUUGAUGUGCUGCCUAACUUCUUCUACCACAGUAACCAGGUGGUCAGGAUGGCUGCCCUAGAGGUGUACGUACGUAGAGCCUACAUCGCCUACGAGCUCAACAGCGUCCAACACAGACAGCUAAAGGACAACACCUGCAUCGUAGAAUUCCAGUUCAUGCUGCCUACCUCCCACCCCAACAGAGGUAACAUCCCAACUCUAAACAGGAGACUGUCUUCCCAGCCCCUGCCCCGUCUUCGGACUCGGGACAUUAAGCCUGUGUCUGUGGACAGUAACAAACAGGACCCUAAAGCACAGGAUGAUAAAACAAAGGAUGAUGCUAAAACGGAGGAGAAUAAACCUCCAGAUACGGAUGACUCUGUGGACAGGAUGUCGUUCUCAUCCAACCUGAACCACUACGGCAUGAUCCACGUGGGCAGCGUGAGUGACGUCCUCCUGGACACCUCUUUCACCCCACCCUGCCAGCGCAUGGGAGCCAUGGUCUCCUUCCGCUCCUUCCAGGAGUUCACCAGGAACAUUAAAGAUGUGAUGAGCUGCUUCUGUGACUCUCCUCCUCCCAGCCCCACCUUCCCAGAGGGUGUGAACCCUGUGCUCUAUGGAGAGGAGGAAACCAAGAGUAUCCAAGACGAGCCCAUUCACAUCCUCAACGUGGCCAUCAAGACUGACAGUGACAUCGAUGACGACGGCCUGGCCGCCAUGUUCCGGGAGUUCACCCAGACAAAGAAAUCCCUGCUGUUUGAACAUGGCAUCCGCAGGCUGACCUUCCUGGUAGCUCAGAAGGAUUUCAGGAAGGCAGUCAACUGUGAGGUGGACCAGAGGUUUCAUAGAGAGUUCCCCAAGUUCUUCACCUUCCGGUCCAGAGACAAGUUUGAGGAGGACAGGAUCUACCGUCACUUGGAGCCAGCGCUGGCCUUCCAGCUGGAGCUCAACCGCAUGCGUAACUUUGCCCUGACCGCCAUCCCCUGUGCCAACCACAAGAUGCACCUAUACCUGGGCGCUGCCCGCGUGGAGGUGGGAACAGAGGUCACCGACUACCGCUUCUUUGUCCGGGCAAUCAUCCGUCACUCAGACCUGGUCACCAAGGAGGCGUCUUUUGAGUACCUCCACAACGAGGCAGAGCGUCUGCUGCUGGAGGCCAUGGACGAGCUGGAGGUGGCCUUCAACAACACCACCGUACGCACCGACUGCAACCACAUCUUCCUCAACUUUGUCCCCACCGUCAUCAUGGACCCCUCCAAGAUUGAGGAGUCUGUGCGUUCCAUGGUGAUGCGUUACGGCAGUAGGCUGUGGAAGCUCCGGGUGCUCCAGGCUGAGCUGAAGAUCAACAUCCGGCUGACGCCCACGGGCAAACAGAUCCCCAUCCGCCUGUUCCUCACCAACGAGUCAGGCUACUACCUGGACAUCAGCCUGUACAAGGAGGUCACCGACUCCCGUACGGGACAGUUGGGGCCUAAAGACCGACAGAUAGAACUCCAUCCACAGCUCCGGUCAGCGUUGUCACCGCUUCCUGUUUCUUGGAAUAGGCUCCAUGGCGGAUAUCUGUCUUCGAUCAUGUUCCAGGCGUAUGGGGACAAGCAGGGACCUCUGCAUGGCAUGCUCAUCAACACCCCCUAUGUGACCAAGGACCUGCUGCAAUCCAAGCGCUUUCAGGCGCAGUCCCUGGGCACUACUUACGUCUACGACUUCCCUGAGAUGGUCAGACAGGCUCUAAAGAAGCUGUGGCAGUCCACUCAAACCUUCGCCCACCUGCCCAAAUGCCCUCUGCCCUCUGAGCUGCUCACCUUCACAGAGCUGGUCCUGGACCCACAGGGACAGCUGGUGCAGAUGAACCGUCUACCAGGAGGGAACGAGAUUGGCAUGGUGGCCUGGCGGAUGACGCUCAGGACCCCAGAGUACCCGGCAGGGCGUGAGAUCAUUGUGAUCAGUAAUGACAUCACACAUAAGAUUGGUUCGUUUGGGCCGCAGGAGGACCUGCUGUUCCUGCAGGCCUCAGAGAUGUCCAGGGAGAGUGGCAUCCCUCGUAUCUACAUCUCUGCCAACAGUGGUGCCCGCAUCGGCCUGGCAGAGGAGAUCAGACAUAUGUUCCAUGUGGCCUGGCAGGACAUGGCAGACCCCUACAAGGGCUUCAAGUACUUGUACUUGACCCCUCAGGACUACAAGAAAGUGUCUGCCCUGAAUUCUGUUUACUGUGAACACAUAGAGGACAAGGGAGAGUCCAGGUACAAGAUCACUGACAUCAUCGGGAAAGAUGACGGUCUGGGGGUGGAGAACCUGAAGGGCUCCGGGAUGAUCGCAGGAGAGUCCUCUCUGGCCUACGACGAGGUCAUCACCAUGAACCUGGUGACGUGUAGAGCCAUAGGCAUCGGAGCCUACCUGGUCAGGCUGGGUCAGAGAACCAUUCAGGUGGAGAACUCCCACAUCAUUCUCACUGGUGCUGGAGCUCUCAACAAGGUGCUGGGUAGAGAGGUGUACACCUCCAACAACCAGCUGGGUGGGAUUCAGAUCAUGCACAACAACGGUGUGACCCACAGCACUGUGUGUGAUGACUUUGAGGGAGUCCACAUGCUGCUGCACUGGCUCUCCUACAUGCCCAAGGACCGAUCUAGUCCUGUGCCCAUCAUCAAUGCCAAGGACCCCAUAGACCGGCUGGUGGAGUUUAUUCCCACCAAGGCCCCCUAUGACCCCCGCUGGAUGCUGGCAGGACGCCCCAGCCAGACUCCAAAGGGCCCGUGGCAGAGUGGGUUCUUUGACCAUGGCUCGUUCUCAGAGAUCAUGCAGCCGUGGGCUCAAAGUGUGGUGGUGGGCAGAGCCAGGCUUGGUGGCAUACCUACUGGAGUGGUUGCUGUGGAAACCAGAUCAGUGGAGCUGGCAAUCCCAGCCGAUCCAGCAAACCUGGACUCUGAAGCCAAGAUCAUCCAGCAGGCAGGCCAGGUGUGGUUCCCUGACUCUGCGUUUAAGACGGCACAGGCCAUCAAGGACCUGAACCGCGAGGGCCUCCCUCUCAUGGUGUUCGCCAACUGGAGGGGCUUCUCUGGAGGCAUGAAAGACAUGUAUGACCAGGUGCUGAAGUUUGGAGCCUACAUCGUGGAUGGGCUGAGAGAGUACCGCCAGCCUGUUCUGGUAUACAUCCCUCCCCAGGCAGAGUUGAGAGGGGGGUCCUGGGUGGUCAUAGACCCCACCAUCAACCCCCGCCACAUGGAGAUGUACGCUGACAAAGACAGUCGUGGUGGAGUGUUGGAGCCAGAGGGGACGGUAGAGAUCAAGUUCAGGAAGAAGGACCUGGUGAAGACCAUGAGGAGGGUGGACCCGGUCUACAUGGGCCUGGCAGAGAGACUGGGUACCCCGGAGCUGGGCCUGCCAGAGAGGAAGGAGCUGGAGACCAAACUGAAGGAGCGGGAGGAGUUCCUGUUACCCAUCUACCACCAGGUGGCCGUGCAGUUCGCCGACCUCCACGACACCCCGGGACGCAUGCAGGAGAAGGGCGUCAUCACGGAUAUCCUGGAGUGGCGGACAUCACGUCACUUCUUCUACUGGCGUCUGAGGCGUCUGCUGCUGGAGGACACGGUCAAGAGGAAGAUCCAGGUGGCCAACAGCGAGCUGACCAAUGGACAGAUCCAGGCCAUGCUGAGACGCUGGUUCGUAGAGGCUGAGGGGACCGUCAAGGCUUAUCUGUGGGACAGCAAUGAGGAGGUAGUGGAGUGGCUGGAGAAGCAGCUGAAGGAGGAGGAGGGGGCCAGGUCUGUCAUCGACGAGAACAUCAAGUACAUCCGCAGGGACCACAUCCUCAAGCAGAUACGCAGCCUGGUCCAAGCAAACCCUGAGGUUGCCAUGGAUUCCAUUGUGCACAUGACGCAGCACAUCUCCCCUACACAGCGUGCUGAGGUGGUCCGCAUCCUGUCCACCAUGGAUGCCGCCCCGGCCGCCACCUAGAGGGCCUCCUCUCCCCAGCCUGGCCCCACUGUCUCAGGUGCAGUGGAACUGUGCCAGAAACUGGGGCUGGAGGAGCCAGCGUGGCAGCCCACGGAGGCUGUGCUGUUACUGAUGGAAAUGUUGUCAAUGAUCCUGGAGGGAGGGGGGAGAGCUGAGACACAGGGUAAUGGUUUUAUUUAUACGUCUGAUGUCCAGGGUAAUGCAUUUAUACGUCUUACAGAAUGUGUUAGUUGUGAUAUCUAUGUAAGUGCAAAAAUGAUAGACAAAGCCAAGACCAGAAACUAUAUAACUAGCAUGAAUGACGACAAGCUUGGGGACCACACAAUUGGCCAAGGUGGAAGCAGCUCUUCAUUUGCGAUCAUAAUGAGCCUCUGUCCUAUUGGACAGGAAAACAUGCAUUGAGUUUGAGUGUUUUGAUGGCGAUCUUGACAAUAAAAUUGCAGCAGAUUGUUGGGAGGGUUUGAGGGUGGAGGGUUUACACACCUUUGCACGGCGCACUUAAUUACUGAUUAAACCCAGGGUAGGAGGUAGAGCGUGGCAUUGUGAUGGGGAUAGCGUGUCGUUCUGCCCUGGGCCUGGAGAGAAGAGCCCAGCUGGAGGCAAGAAGAGGGCCCUAUUCAGACCCAACCACCCCACACUGGCCCUGGGGUGAGCCAUUGGGCAGGCAGGCACACACUGAUGCGGGUAGAAUAGCAGCUGUCACCACCUCUCUGAAUGCACCUUACUGUUCUAUUACUUACAUUAGGCUUCAGUUCAGCACAGCUUGUUCUAUAGUAUACUAGAAGACUGACACAAAAGCAAACACUAAUGGUAAUUGGUGCCAUAAUGGUUGAGAAUUCCAUUUUUCCCUCCCAUGGGGUAUAUUUUUUAAGAAAAUAUGUAAAACAUUUAGGUGACUAAUUUAUUAAAUGGCAAUCAUGUUAGAGAACACUAGAAUUAUACAUUCAGUAUUACAAAAGGUGUGCUUUUAAAAUGUUCUGUAAAUUUGUUUAUUUUGAAGUUACUUUUUAAUUUGUGACGUACUUUACAUAUUGACUUUCCAAGGAGAAAAUGGGUCGUCACUAGUUAGCAUGGCUAAAACCUUGCCUGUUUUAACCACAUGCCUAACCUUAAAGACCAAAAAGCUACGAUUAUAGCCGUGGUAACUAGUGACACAGAAAAUGAUAGUAUUGUGUAAACUUGGUUAUGCUCAUUGAGGAACAGUGAUAGAUCCUGGAUACUGUAGUUUCUUUAUGGCAAAGUGAUGGUGGCCUAGCUGCUGGAGAGCCUCAAAUUUAACAUAAUAUUUGAUUCAAUGUAAGGUAAAAACAUUUUUUGCCUAGAUGAGAGGAAAUGUAGGAUGACUUCAUGCACAGUGCUAGUCUUAAGUUCUAUUUGUCUAUUGCUGGUAGUCCUGUUACUAAUGAGGUGAUUGGUUGAAUGAGAAAGGUGAAUGUGUUUACUGUAGUGAACUCGAAUUACCUCAGUUCAAAUUUAAUAAAAUAAAGCUUACCUGGUUUGACA
Salvelinus namaycush (lake trout) is the source of this 9018-nucleotide messenger RNA. Its product is annotated as acetyl-CoA carboxylase-like. Gene Ontology annotation, molecular function: acetyl-CoA carboxylase activity; metal ion binding; ATP binding. Lineage: Eukaryota; Metazoa; Chordata; Actinopteri; Salmoniformes; Salmonidae. The coding region runs from base 163 to 7515 and encodes 2450 amino acids. Gene Ontology annotation, biological process: fatty acid biosynthetic process. The transcript has 53 exons. The record is from RefSeq and is a predicted model, not a curated record.